GUUGAGCAGAGCUCAUAUCGCAUUGUUGACGAUUGUUGGUGGCUUGUAAAUAUAUACUUAUGUGUAUGUUGUGAAACAUUCUGGUGAAGUUGUGCUUUUCUUCAUCACUAUUUAUUACAAUUGGAGUAGAAUUUCUUCAAUUUAUUUACAUAAUUUAUGAAUUUGAUUAAUGUGAGAGUGGUUGCAGUUCUUGCACCUGGCAUAUUCGUGGAAUUUUUCGCAAGAGUUCAACUAACAAUACUUGUGCGUGCCUACUUCGUCACGGCUGCUCCCUAGGAGUUAUUGUUGCGUCUUGAGAACACGUUCAACGGCGAGUCAGUUGAAAUAAAUUGUUAUGUUGUGUAGUUUUAUUGAAAGGGUCAAACCGGUUUAAUGCCACAAUGAUCGCCACCAACAAGUACUUAUAUGUGCGUGUGUGCGUGUCUGUAUGUAAGUGUGUAGCAGCGUGCUAGUAGGUACCCGAACAAUGAACAUAUGAUCAACAAUCUUUUUAGAAUUGGCGUAUUGAGUGCAGAGGACUAUUGUGAAAUUUAAAACACAUCAUUUUGUGCAUUCGUAAGCAAUCUUAACUGCUGUUGGGGCAAAUGUGCAACACCAUUUUUAUAUCAACAUUAAAUACAGUUCACACAACCUGGACUGGAAACCAAUGUAAACUUACAAAAUGGCAUCAAACAACCUAAAUACAAAUUCAACUAAUCCACAAAAUCGGCCAGCCGAUGAAUUGGAUUUGGAAUUUCCUCUACACGCCUCCAGCAUCCAUCCGUAUCCAUCGAAUUUCCUAACAGCGUCGAAGCAUCACCCCUCCACUGGUAGUUUGGCGGAAAAUAGCGCAUCCUCUGUCGGCACACAGCAUCAUCAAUACCACUACAUACAGUAUCCGCCGUAUUACUAUCACAUAGGUGGGCAGCCAAAUACAGCGCAACGGCAGCAACAACCGUUAGGCGGUUUGCCGGAAGUUACCUGUCAUUGUCAUUGCUCUUGCGGUGCACAACAACAACAGCAGCAGCAGCAACAACAACAACAACAACAACUAUGGAAUCAACGACAAUAUUUGCAACGAAAUAUCUCCGCCUCUACUUCAGCCAUUGGCCAAAGACACCAUGAGGUUACUGAAGAUUCGAGUAAAAUUGUAGUGCAAGUACAUUGUCAGUCCAAUGAUGACGCGGAUUGCGAUCGCGAGCUUAAUACACAUGCUCCAACCAAGGCACAGUCGGACCAAUCACUACUCAACCAUUCAUACCAAACGUUGCAGCUGCAAUCUGCAAAGGAAGAUAAACAAUUAAACGUGUUGCGUAAUUCCAAAUUAAAUAUCAGUUGUGAUUGUGAUUUGGAAUGCACUUGUGAUGCUCAAAGACUGUGCGGCGGUGCUGACGACGAAACUGCUAUUAUAAACUCUAAAUCGGCUGUCAAUGAUGACAACUUGGAUACAGAUGUUUUGGACACACCAUCGCCGUUGAAAAACCAUAAGCAAUGCCAGCUGGAAGCGAUGCUUGGCGCUGAUGAGAUCACGGUCAGCGAGUCGGACAAUAAUAGCACCAUGGUUAAGAGAAAGAAAACAGGUGGUACAAGCACCAAAAAUGAGUUGAACUCUUGGUGCCGUAUGCAUGAUCCCCAUUCACCAACGGCGGGUGGUAAAAAUUGCGAGUGUCAUUAUAAUUCGAGCCACAUAGAAAUCUACAGUGAUGGCGACAGUAAAGGCGGUCACGACUCCGUUGAUGAUCAACGACCACCAUUACCACCACGUCCACCGCCUCCACAGCGCUUACGGAGUGCAACAAUGGCAGGAAAUGGUGCGCAUCGUCACGGUCCGGGCAUAAAGAAAUACGUUGUGUGGUGCCUUAUCUGUGGUGGCUUCUCAUGUCUGCUAGGCGUACUAUUUCUGGGCGUUUACUUUCUAUUGCAUUCGUACACCAUUACCGUGGGCAAUUUCGAAACGGUGCCUACUUUUGUGCCAGCAACCAUGUUAAUGCUGACUGGAAUCUGCAUAAUGUGCUUGGCGCGUCGACGGAAUCGAUACAGUUAUUUGAUCAAACUUUCCGGCGUUUGUGGACUUAUCUCAGCAUUAACCUGCGCACUUGUCACCGUUACCACCACAGUUCUACAUAUGAGUCGCUUGCAGGCGUUACGUGAAUGUGAAUAUGCGCAAAAGACCCGAACAUGCACUUGCUAUUCGGAUAUGAUCGAGUCUCAAGUGGAUCGUGUAGACAAAGGAGUUCGCCUGGUGUUUGAUUCACUAUCUGAUUGUGGUGUCGUGCAUGGUUCUCUCUACUCCUGUUUACGUGCUAUAUUUGGCCUAUCUGUGGCCGGUGUUUUAGUCGCUGUCUUUAGUUGUAUGCUCGUCUAUCAGCUACUAAGUCACGAGCGUAAAAAGAUGUACUGGGAGCAAUUGGAGUUACGCUGUCGUUCAUUGUACACCAGUCAACAAGGUCCGCCGCCAAAUAUGGCCGCUAUGAGUGGUGGUCGUGGACCGAUUUGUCGUUGUUGUGAACAGUGUCAUCUGCAUCGGCAAAUACCACUCCAAACGACGGCAUACCCUUGGGACGAUAGUGGCGAGCCACGUUUCUGGACCGGUCAGCCACCUGGUAAUUUUUACUCACCCAAUCCAGGCGGUGAUGAUCUGCAUAUGGGUAAUUCAGGCACGACAUGCCGGGGGCAUGCAAGUGCUACUGGCGCACGUAGUCGUACAACAGGUUGGAGCUGGCCACGCAUGCCUUGGCAACGAAAUUCUCCCAUACCCAACAACAGACCAUUUCGACAAACACCAUCCAGUCCAGAUUCUCAGUAUGGUUUCACAAAUAAUGCACAGGCAGUCGCCGAGAAUGUGAUGUCAGAAAUCGAAGCUGCCCCAGGUCUUCCACAUAACUCUUCAGCGCCGGCUUUUAACGUUGUUAGUGGCGCACUUCCAUAUGGUGUUUGGGGACCGCCACCGCCAUACAGCGAUCCCAAUAGUCCUGCGCGUCGUGUCUAUUAUCAAUAUAUACAACAAAAUCAAUGUGGCAAUAAUAUGAAUACAGCCAAUAGCAUAAGCCAUAACAAUACCAAUGCGUCGUGUGAAAAUAUUGUUGACGCCCCAAAUGAACAGCGUAUGCCUUGUCUUAAUCACCGUUCAGUUUUCUUGGAACAACAACCACUUCAACACAAUAGCAAUGGCAAUAAUUGCUGUCCAACGGCUAGUAUGCGAAGAAAUUUAGCAAAGCGUCGAACGGCUGGUGGUACAGGUGCUGGGAGUGGUAGCAGCGGCGAAGAUGCUCUGAAAACAAAGACUAGCGAGGGUGAUUAUGAGAAUACACCUUCUGAGAGUGAUGGCUGCAAUAUGCGAGAUCGCUUUUCCAACACAUUACCAACACGGAAAGUGAAGAAACGUAGCGACGUCAGUGCGAAAUCUGGCAUUAUUGGAUCUACAAAUCCUCAACCAGCGCCACGUCUUUCCAUGCAACAGGUCAACACUCAUAACGAAAUCAAUUCUGCUAAUGAAGUAUCUAAGUCGACACUCGACGAUAAUGAGCACAUCGACGAAAUCAUUGAUAAUAUUUGCGAUGAGGACAUUAACAAUGGAACACCCGGCAGUUGUGCUUCUACGAGUGUUAGCACAAGAGCUACACUGCGUCGCAGUCGCGGCAUUGAGAAUAAUGGUUUCCAGUCAAACAACGAAAGUGUCGGUGUAUUCGCCAAGCCUUCGGUGACAAGAGAGUCAGAUGCCCUUGUGAUAUCAGCCGAUAUGCAUACGACCACUGAUCCAGCCGAGUCGGAGGUGUACUUUGCCGAUGUGAGUAGUUGUUGCAAUAUGUCUCUAAAGAACGAUAACUAUUACGACGAGGCGCGUCAAACUGUACAUCAUGUAGCUUCCCAGCAUCACCAUCAACAUCAGCACAGUAAUUGUAGUCAAAACAGUAGCAGUACUAACGAAGACUACUUGGCGCAACGCUUCGGACAGCGGGAGAACUCAAUUCGUAGUCGCCUGCCAUUUCCACAGACACGUACCAACAACGACUACGAAGAAAAUCUAAAUACAAACCAUGCAAAGGACAUCGGCGGCAACAUUACGCCAGUAAAUCAAAUGCAAAAGGAAAUAUCACGUCAAAGUGUGUGCUCGGUAGAAUCAGAGGCAAAAACUGAAUGCACCGACUUGUCACCGGCCACGCCGUGCAGUAAUAAACUUGCCCAAACUAAUUUCGAUAGCAAAAACGCGACUAUUAAUGAUAAUAAUGAGACUGUUAUGACGCAACGUACAGCUGGUGGUGCGCUGCCGAACUUUGUUGCCAAAUUCCCAUAUUCUUCCGAGUCACAAAGUCUAGAAGCACAUCGACGAUCAACGAAAGAUAUACAUGAUCUUAUCAUCUCUUCGGAAGCACAUUACGAAGUCAUCAAUGACAAUCCACAACCAACAUUGCCUUGCCAAUUUACCACACAACAACAAAAUACGCGUAUUAACAAGCCACAACCACAACGUCCAACAAAUCUGGCGACAAACAAAACAAAAACGAAACAUGGCGUUAAGACGCGUGAUCGCAUAGAGGCCAACGUUCACACCACUAACGAACGAGAUUGGCCGAUCGUCAGUGGGGUAGGUAAUGCUAGUAAAGUUACUGGCGGCGGAGGCGGAUGCAGCAAUAACGAAAGAAAGUGUUUGUGAGAAGAAGUUUUCGUAUAAAAUCCUGUGAUCCAGUGAGAUGAAAUGCUUUAGUAUAAUAUAAGGAUAAGAAGGUUGAUUUGAGCAACUCUAAUUUUAAUUCGAUUUCAAAGGAAUCGUGAGUGAACGCUACUAUGUGGUGUUCAACAUAAUAAUUUUGUAAUGGUGCGAAUUCGUAUAUAUAAUUUGUUUCUUGUUUCGAGUACGGGUUGUAGCCAAAGGUAUUUUAUAGCAAAAUAGAAUGAGCCAAGUUUUAUAAAAUGAAAGACCACAGGUAUGUACAUAAGAUAUGGUAGAGGCAAUUUGCCUAACAUAUGUUCGACAAGUACAAAGAAUAUCGAGUUUGAAUAUCAGUACUGGGAAACUAACCUGAAAAAUAUGUGAACCUUUAAAAAAAUCUUUCACAUUUUUAAUAUUAAUUGAACUCAUGGUUUCUGUUAUUUUAAGACUGCCACAAAAUAAUGUUCAUCAUCUCAUUUAUAUUACUGAAUUUUAUUUCUAAUAUUUUAUUACAUACUACCAUAACUACAUAAAUCUUUAUUUACAUGUAAGUUCGUUCCUUAGAGGCGUCCAAUCAUGAUCACUUCAGCCGUCCAUCAGCUCCCAACUUUUCACGAAUAAGUAAUCUUGCCAUAUUAAUACAGUUAUUAAAGGUCUCAAAUGCUCAUAUCUAAUCUUAUUAAUUACAAUAAUAUGAAUAGAGUAUAAAUAUAUAUACAUAUAUGCAUAU
Ceratitis capitata (Mediterranean fruit fly) is the source of this 5360-nucleotide messenger RNA. RefSeq lists its product as uncharacterized. Bases 662 to 4633 code for a protein of 1323 amino acids. The record is from RefSeq and is a predicted model, not a curated record. NCBI's taxonomy places the organism in Eukaryota, Metazoa, Arthropoda, Insecta, Diptera, Tephritidae. The transcript is spliced from 7 exons.